This is a messenger RNA of Gossypium raimondii (Peruvian cotton), 1121 nucleotides long. Its product is annotated as ras-related protein RABF2b. The transcript is spliced from 7 exons. NCBI's taxonomy places the organism in Eukaryota, Viridiplantae, Streptophyta, Magnoliopsida, Malvales, Malvaceae. The coding region runs from base 239 to 841 and encodes 200 amino acids. The record is from RefSeq and is a predicted model, not a curated record. Gene Ontology annotation, molecular function: GTP binding; GTPase activity.
GUUUUGGUUGAAGAGUCGUUUCUUAAGAGAGGUUUGCUGGGGGGUUGAGGAGGAUCUUUCCCUUUGCUUCUACCCUUUGGCUUUUACAUCCCUCUUCUCACUACUUCCCCUUUCUUUGUCAACGCACCAAUAAACCUCAAUUCUCCAUCUUUUCUUUCUUUCUUUUUUUACUCCUUAGUUUUUAUUUUCAUCUGUUUACUUUUUGAACAUAAAUCUGAUCGUAGAGGAUCUCAUUCUCAUGGCCACCACUGGAAACAAGAACAUCAAUGCUAAAUUAGUUCUACUUGGGGAUGUUGGAGCUGGGAAGUCUAGCCUUGUGUUGCGCUUUGUUAAAGGACAAUUUGUUGAAUUUCAGGAAUCAACCAUAGGUGCAGCUUUCUUUUCCCAGACAUUGGCCGUGAAUGAUGCAACUGUAAAGUUUGAGAUAUGGGAUACAGCUGGGCAAGAAAGGUAUCACAGCUUGGCACCAAUGUACUACCGAGGAGCUGCAGCUGCGAUUAUUGUGUAUGAUAUGACCAAUCAAGCUUCAUUUGAAAGAGCCGAAAAUUGGGUUCAAGAACUUCAAGCACAAGGCAAUCCUAAUAUGGUAAUGGCACUGGCCGGGAACAAAGCUGACUUACUGGAUGCAAGGAAGGUGGCAGCAGAGGCAACACAAACUUAUGCUCAGGAGAAUGGUCUUUUCUUCAUGGAAACUUCUGCAAAGACCGCAUCCAAUGUCAAUGAACUUUUCUAUGAAAUAGCUAAAAGAUUACCUGGAGUGCAGCCAGCACAAAAUCCUGCUGGAAUGGUUCUCAUGAAUAGACCUUCAGAACGGACUGCAACUGCAUCUUGUUGCUCUUAGGCGAUGGUCGUUGUUUUCCCACCUGUAUCAUCUAAAUAGCUCUUGUAAUGCUCUCUGGCUCUGCAACCAAAGUUUUAUCUUUCCUUUGCCCUGUUUGUACUAUUCUUUGAGAGCUGUACAUGCGUGUUGUCUAGAGGCAUUGAUAUAAACCCGUUUAUUGCAUUGGAGAUUGGUUUUUCUUGUAAUUAAAGUGUGGUAAUGCUAUGUUUCACGGCCAUAGUACGACCUGCAUGUUCAAAUAAAAAUGCUUGCCUGUGUUGACUUGGCUGCUCCUUUACAA